UCACACUUGCCGCAUUUUCACGGCAGAAGCCAAGGUCAGAAGCCAAAGUGUUAAAAAAAGAAGCGUUACAAACGGGCAAAAGGCACUGGGAGCUCCACCAAGGCACCAUGGACAGCCGAAACGUCGUUGUUUGCGACAACGGAACCGGGUAUGUGAAGUGUGGAUUUUCUGGGGAGAAUUUCCCCACAUCGGUCUUUCCUUGUGUAGUGGGAAGGCCGAUGCUCCGUUACGAAGAAUCACUUACCGAGCAAGAGGUUAAGGAUAUUGUUGUUGGCGAAAGUUGUGCAGACUUGCGGCAUCAGCUUGAUGUAUCUUAUCCUGUGAACAACGGCAUAGUGCAAAAUUGGGAUGAUAUGUGUCAUAUAUGGGAUCAUGCAUUUUACAAUGAAUUGAAGAUUAACCCUCCAGACUGUAAGAUUCUACUCACGGAUCCGCCUCUCAAUCCUUCCAAGAAUCGUGAAAAAAUGGUCGAGAUGAUGUUUGAGAAGUACAAUUUUGCUGGAGUGUUUAUCCAAAUCCAAGCUGUUCUAACAUUAUAUGCUCAAGGUUUGUUGACUGGAUUAGUUAUUGACUCCGGUGAUGGUGUCACUCAUGUGGUAAUUAAUUAGCUUCUGUGCCUCUUAAUUGUUAUGGUGACCACUAUAAUGACACUAGGUUUUGUCUAUUUGUUUCAAUCUCACUUUUUUCCUUCUUUGUACAGUGCUUUUUGCUACAGUCAUUUUUUACAUAAUGUCAGUUGUAUAUAAAUAUU
This is a messenger RNA of Vigna umbellata (rice bean), 751 nucleotides long. The record is from RefSeq and is a predicted model, not a curated record. NCBI's taxonomy places the organism in Eukaryota, Viridiplantae, Streptophyta, Magnoliopsida, Fabales, Fabaceae.